AUGCGCCCGCUGCCAAGUCUUCUUCUCACUUUCUUGUUUGUUUACCGCCAACUGAUAUUUCUCACUUCUUGUCUAGCUGCUUACGUGGCGGGACAUGCAAACUCAAAAUCGCCCGUGAUUAAACCGUCUCAGAUUGAGAUUGAAUCUAUCCUCACUGGAACAGAGGUCUCACCACUAUCAGCUCUACAACCUUCCUCAUCCUGA
Molecule: messenger RNA, 204 nt
Organism: Penicillium oxalicum
Lineage: Eukaryota; Fungi; Ascomycota; Eurotiomycetes; Eurotiales; Aspergillaceae
Exons: 1
Coding region: 1-204 (67 amino acids)
Source: RefSeq, a predicted model, not a curated record